AUGGGUUGGCGUCGGCUUAAUCUGACGACGUCGCUCCUCGCCGUCGUCGUCCUAGCGCUUUUCGCCGCGCCGUGUGCCGCCGCCGCGCAGGUCAAGACGACCGACAUGCGCUGGAGCUUCCGCGUCCCUUUACCCAGCGGCGUGAGCGGCGCCGAGAGCCUCGCGUUCGAUGGCAAGGGCGAGGGGCCCUACGCCGGCGUCUCGGACGGCCGCGUCCUCAAGUGGGGCGGCAGCACCGUCGGCUGGACAACGUACGCGCACAGCGCGAACUACAGGAAGAUCCCUCUGUGCACCGCGGGCGUGGUGCCGUCGGCGGAGACUGAGAGCAUGUGCGGCCGCCCCCUGGGCCUGCAGUUCCACUUCAAGACCGGUGACCUCUACAUCGCCGACGCCUACCUAGGGCUCAUGAGGGUCGGGCCGGGCGGCGGCGAGGCGGAGGUGCUGGCGACCGGCUCGGACGACGGCGUCCCGUUCAACUUCGUCAACGGCCUCGACGUCGACCAGGCCACGGGCGACGUGUACUUCACCGACUCGAGCGCGACGUACCCGAGGAGGUUCAACACGGAGAUCAUGAUGAACGCGGACGCGACGGGGUGGCUGCUCAGGUACGACGCGCGCACGGGGGCCGUCACAGUGCUCAGGUCCGGCCUGCCGUACCCGAACGGCGUGGCGGUCAGCCGCGACGGCGCGCAGGUCGUGGUCGCGCACACCGUGCCGUGCCAGGCGUUCAGGUACUUGCUCCGCGGCGCCCGGGCGGGGCAGUACGAGCUGCUGGCGGACCUGCCGGGGUACCCGGACAACGUGAGGCGGGACGGUAAGGGUGGCUACUGGGUGGCGCUGAACCAGGAGAAGCAGCGGCUGGACGCAACGCCAGAGACGGCUCCCGUGAAGCACCUGGUCGGGGUCCGCUUGGACGCUCACGGGAUGGAGGUCGAGGAGCUCACGGCGGCCAAGGGUGUCACGCUCAGCGACGUGGCGGAGAGGAGGGGGAAGCUGUGGCUGGGCUCCGUGGAGCUCGAGUACGUCGGACUGGUUGCAUGA
This is a messenger RNA of Miscanthus lutarioriparius, 1041 nucleotides long. The record is from the annotation of a GenBank genome assembly. NCBI's taxonomy places the organism in Eukaryota, Viridiplantae, Streptophyta, Magnoliopsida, Poales, Poaceae.